Messenger RNA from Gekko japonicus, 2562 nucleotides. It is a transcript of the gene GOSR1, whose product is annotated as golgi SNAP receptor complex member 1. Gene Ontology annotation, cellular component: Golgi medial cisterna; Golgi membrane; cis-Golgi network. The record is from RefSeq and is a predicted model, not a curated record. Bases 36 to 800 code for a protein of 254 amino acids. The transcript has 9 exons. Gene Ontology annotation, molecular function: SNAP receptor activity. NCBI's taxonomy places the organism in Eukaryota, Metazoa, Chordata, Lepidosauria, Squamata, Gekkonidae. Gene Ontology annotation, biological process: vesicle fusion; endoplasmic reticulum to Golgi vesicle-mediated transport.
CGCAAGCCGAAGAGGGCUGACGUCGGACAACAAAGAUGGCGGCCGCGGGAGGGAGCAGCAGCAGCAACUACUGGGAGGAUCUGCGGAAGCAGGCUCGGCAGCUCGAGAAUGAGCUGGAUCUCAAACUCGUGUCCUUCAGCAAACUAUGCACGAGCUACAGCCACAACAACUCCCGAGAAGGAAGAGCUGACAGAUAUAGCUCUGACACAACUCCUCUCCUGAAUGGAUCAAGCCAAGAUCGAAUGUUUGAAACAAUGGCUGUGGAAAUUGAACAGCUCCUGGGGAAGCUUACAGGGAUAAAUGACAAAAUGGCCGAAUAUACUAACAGUGCAGGAGUGCCAUCCCUGAACGCAGCUCUGAUGCAUACCUUGCAGCGGCACAGAGACAUCUUGCAGGACUACACGCAUGAGUUCCAUAAAACCAAAGCAAACUUCCUGGCAGUACGGGAAAGAGAGAAUCUUUUGGGGUCAGUCCGGAAAGAUAUUGAGUCAUACAAGAGUGGGUGUGGUGUGAACAACCGGCGAACGGAGCUGUUCCUGAAGGAGCACGAACACCUUCGGAAUUCUGACCGGGCGAUAGAAGACACAAUAAGCAUUGCCAUGGCAACGAAAGAAAACAUGGCCUCCCAGCGAGGGAUGCUGAAGUCCAUACAAAGCAAAAUGAACACCUUGGCCAAUCGUUUUCCGGCUGUGAACAGCCUGAUCCAGCGGAUCAACCUACGCAAGCGGCGAGACUCCCUCAUCCUGGGUGGCGUCAUCGGCAUCUGCACCAUCUUGUUGCUGCUGUAUGCGUUCCAUUGACGGACGCUUUCUGUAGAGACUUCUGCGUCUGGGUUCUGCGUCCUGGUCCAGGAGGCACGGGACAGGCAAAGACUGUGGGGCGGCUCUCUCUCCGGCUAGGCCAAGGGUGGUGUCCUACAGCAGGUGCUCUCCCUCUCUGAGGCCGCUCCCUUGUUCUGAAGUGGCAGCGUUUGAAUUAAAACUUUGCUCUAACGUUUCUUCUCUACACCUCCCCACCCUCGUGAAAAUCUCCUCUCUUUGGGUCAAAGUGAGUGUAAAGCUUAGCAGGCGUCACAGUAAUUCAAAGGGGAAGAAAACGAUCUGCCUCCCCCAGAACAGGAGCAUCUGCCUGCCGUUCUCAAAUCCAUGUCCAAAAAACCCCAAAAUACUUUUGUGACCAAGCCCUUCUUGAAAUAUUCCAUUCGUUCUGGUGGUUUUUAAGUCAGUGCUCUGGUUAGUACAAAUAAGGCAGCUUAUUUAUUUCCUGGCUUGCUGGGUAACGUCUACGUUCUUUGGAAGCGCUUCAGAGUUCUGCCCCCACCCCAGAACUCCCGAGGGAAAUCAGAUUGCUUUGUCUACUGGGCCCAAAACUCUAAACUGCACUUCAGGAGAAAAAUCAGAGGGGGGUUGUUAGAUGCUUUAAGGGGUGAGAUCUUCCAAGGGGAGAGUAGGAGUGGAACGUAGACACCCACACACCACACACACACACUCUUUGGGGAGCCGUGAGAGGUAGUCCGCCUUCUGUAGGUCUCAUUUCCACAGCGUUGAGAGUGACCAAAGUAUCUCGAAUCGUGUUUCGGCUUUGGCCGGCCCAUCAAACUUCACGCAAGACCUGAUUUGUUUAAAGAUUCUAUUUUAAUUUAGAUGCAAAGCUACUCUUGCGUUUUAUUUUUUAAGUGUAAAAACAAAUUGCACUGGCGGGGCGCGGACCUGCCAAGGAAGCUCUUGGGGCCUCUCCCUGAAAAGAGCCAAUGACACCUUCUGGAUCCGGCGCCGUUCCGGGGGAAUCUUCUCAGACACUGUCAACACCCAAUGCCCUUUUUGUUGCGUUUAUCUGGUAAUGGUUAUUUUCUCAUUUCAGGUGCCUCCUUAACAAGGGGAUUGGACUACGGGCUUUGUUCUGUAUCUGUGUGUGUCCCCCAGUGUCCUAACCGAAGGGGGCUGUUGCCUCACAGGCUGCUAAUCCUUUUCUAACACACACACACUGAACUUCCUUUUUCGAUAAGGGAUUGAGAGAUUGGUGGGUGGACAAUCCUGUGGCAGGCCCUCCCAACUGAGCAGAAAGGGCUGCUUCUCUGCCCGUAUCUUUCCUCCAGCCUCCGCAGCUCUCAUUUCUUAUCCCAGAGCCUGUAGAGGGCAAAGCCCCACGGGGCACGACAUAAAUGUUGAAUUGGCACACCUGUUACGAUUUGCAAAGACUCCGGAAGUGGCCACUGUACAGAUAAGCAUCCUCCGGUUCCAGAUAAACUGAUUCAUCAGCUGUUGAGUCUCUUUGGAGUUUGGCUGGCAGUUUUCCACAGUGGGUAAUAAGGAUUGGGGGGAGGGGGUUGUUCAUCUGCUGAUAAGGGGGUCUUUAAUCAGUUGAUUGAGGGGGAAUGCCCGGUUUGAAAUAAAUACUGUUGGCCUUUUAUGAAAGUGAAAUGAGUUGUUAAAAGCCGAGAUCAGAUCUCCGUGUUUGGAGAGGGAGCAAACUACCCCCCCCGAGCCCUUUCUUUUCUUGAGUUACCCCUAAAUUGGUGGUUCUGCCCUGCUGACAUGGGAAGGGUUUGGUUGCUUCGUGUAG